This is a messenger RNA of Filobasidium floriforme, 1377 nucleotides long. RefSeq names its product putative vacuolar membrane protein. NCBI's taxonomy places the organism in Eukaryota, Fungi, Basidiomycota, Tremellomycetes, Filobasidiales, Filobasidiaceae. Gene Ontology annotation, molecular function: hexose transmembrane transporter activity. Gene Ontology annotation, biological process: monosaccharide transmembrane transport. The transcript has 10 exons. The record is from RefSeq and is a predicted model, not a curated record. Bases 1 to 1371 code for a protein of 456 amino acids. Gene Ontology annotation, cellular component: membrane.
AUGGCUUCUCAUCCACAGGAGUUGACCGGGCAGAUCAUGGCAGGAGUGGCUUGGUCUGCCAUGCACACGCUUCAGCAUGGCUAUCACAUCACCGCUUUGAACGGGAUCCAAGGUGCAGUGAUGUGCAGCGGAUUGGAGAACCGUGGCUCCCAUCAGGAUCAUGCAAAUCACAAUGUCGUGCCUGCAUGCCUGGAUCUGUACGAAUUCGGAGUGAUUUCGUCAGCCUUUCUAUUUGGGGGACUCCUGAGCUCUUUGGGAGCUAGCUACAUCUCCAAUAAAUACGGAAGGAGAGCUGCCCUGCAGAUAUCCUCGGGCCUGGUCUUGCUAGGCAGCAUAGCCUUGUCUAUUGCGCCUGACUUGAAAUGGGCUCUGUUUGCCAGACUAUGUGUGGGGGGAGGUUGUGGUAUCGCAACAGUCGUCACACCGUUAUAUCUGGGCGAAACAGCCCCACCUGCCUACAAGAAUCGCCUGGGAAUAGCCAAUCAGUCGUUUAUCGUACUAGGAGUCCUUCUUACCCAAUCUCUGGCGAUCCCACUGUCCAGACCCUAUUUAUGGAGAUUCGUACCCAUCGUUAGCGCAGUGAUCUCCUUCCUGCUGUUGGCGGCCAGCCCAUUCAUACAGGAAAGCAGUAUUUGGCUUCAACAUCGGGCCAGGAAAGACGGCAAGGAAUUAGACGCACGAGAAUCUGACCCUCUUCUGAACGAUGAAGCCGACCCCAGCAAGCCUUCCAACGAGAUGUUAAGCGCAUGGGAACUCUUGCAUACUGCGCAACCAACUCUGCGUCGUGCAUUGUAUACCGUACUACUGGUCCAACUUUCUCAACAGGUGUGCGGAAUCAGUCCAGUGAUGUACUUCAGCCAUCAGAUCAUGUCGACGACGUUUCCGACCAGCUCCAAGAUGAUCGCUCUGAUGAUAGCGGCGGUCAAAGUCCCCGUAACGUUCGCUUCAGCACUUUUGCUCAAGAAAUAUAAACCCAAACAGUUGUUGGUACUUUCGGCCGGUUUGAUGUCGAUAUCAGCUUUUUGUCUGGCUAUAUCCAUGAACAACGGCUGGGCGAUACCUAGUUCUGUGGCCAUCAUCGCCUUCGUACUGAGCUUCAGUAUCGGCCUCGGACCGGUCACAUGGGUGGUUAUUGGAGAUGUCAUGCCGUCCUCUGCCGCAUCUGCUGCUGGAUCGCUAGGGUUGUUUCUGAAUUGGUUCACUAAUUGCCUUGUAGGCGUCAUCUUCCUCCCACUCCGAGAUGCAAUGGCGCACCUGCCAAUAGGUGGCAUAGGAAACAUUUUUUUCUGUUUCGGUGCAACCUGUCUGGCAUCUUGCUUUGUAAUGCGAAAGUUGUACACGGUAGCUAAGCGCGAAAGACCGUUAGCUUGACCGACA